AUGCGAGCCACGCACCUGCUGCUGUUGCUGCCACUGGCGCUGCUCACCCAAGCAAAGCGCCCCUCUGUCACCAACGAACGAGUCCCCAUCACGUACAUCGGCACCGCAACCGAAGAUGGCAAGAUCGAACAAUUCAUGUCCAUACCCUACGGUCAGGACACCAGCGGCGAACAGCGCUUCCGUCAUCCAAUUCCCUUUUCACCGGCGGCCGACACCAUCGUCGACGCGACCGAGCCCGGCGCGGCCUGUCCCCAGCCCGAGCAGCCCUUGAAGCAGGACCCGUGGACGCGCAUCAAGAACAUCUCCGAAGACUGCCUGACGCUGCGCAUCUCCAGGCCAGCCGUGGAAACCGACAAUGCCGCCGCAGAGAAGAAGCUGCUCCCCGUUAUGAUCUGGAUCCACGGCGGUGGCCACCUCGUUGGGACCGUGUACGACAGCGCCUACGACCCCGUCGGGCUCAUCCGCGCGUCCAUCAACAGCGGCAACCCCGUCCUCUACGUCGCCAUGAACUACCGCCUCAACAUCUACGGUUUUCCUGUCUCUGACAGCCUCCUCGAGGACGGGCUCACCAAUCUCGGGCUUCACGAUCAGGCGCUCGCGCUGCAGUGGGUACAGGACAACAUCUCCGACUUUGGCGGCGACCCGGACAAUGUCACGGUCUUUGGCGAGGAUACAGGCGCGUCGGAUAUCGGACUGCAUCUCCUUACCGGCAAAAACGCUCCAGCAAAUGUGCCGUUUCGACGCGUGGUUGCGCAGAGCGGAUCGGCCAUGUCAGCCUGGCCUGGGAAUGCAAAGACGUCUAAGGAUAGUUUCGCCGCCGUGGCUGCCAAGCUCGGGUGCAUCGCUGCCAGUCCUCAGUACUGGUACACCGUUAAUUGCUUGCGACAGUUUUCGAUGGACCAAGUCACCAAGACGGCGUUUGAUGUAGCCUACGAGUUUGAUCCCCUUAAUGGCUUUCACGCAUUUGGCCCUGUCGUUGAUGGAACCAUGGUUCCGGAGCAGCCUGCCAAGGCAUUCGAAGAAGGCCGCUUCGUGAAAGACGUGGACUUCCUCUUUGGCUGGGAUGUGGACGAAGGGACCAUGGAAACGCCCAUAGCAAUUCAAUCCACCUUCGAUGCGGCGGGCUGGCUGAUGAAGCGCUAUCCUACCCUCACGUACCCUUCCGCCCUCGAGCUCAUGUAUCUCUACCUCGAUGGUCCCCAUGCCUCCCGCGACGAGUGCCACGAAGCCGUUAGCACCGCGUGGUGCGCCCUCUCCCGCCUCGUCCGAGACGCCACCGUCGCGUGCCCGCUCCUCACGCAGGCUGCGCACAUGUCCCUGGCCGGCGCCCCCAACAUCUACCUCUACGAGCUGAACCAGUCGGCCUUUGCGCCAGUCAUGGAGAGCAAAGGACGGGCGUAUCUGGGCGCCGCGCACUUCUCUGACGUGCCGUACGUUUUUAAUAAUCUGCAGUCCUCGUACUUUAUCAGCGAGGAGCGCGACCUAAAGCUCGCGAGCUGGAUGGCGAGUACUUGGGCGGCGUUUGCGUCGGCUGGGUCGCCCCGGGUAGAGGGGCAUGAACACGAAGGCGACGGCGACGAUGAUGAGUGGCCCUUUUUGUUUGGGGAGCAGUGGAAAAUGGAAGAGCCGAGACAGAUUACUUUGAGGACGAUUGGGGGCCCGAGUAGCGGCGUGAGGCGGAUGCCUUUUGCCGAGAGAAGGAAAUGUGAGGCUGUCAAUCGGAUAGUUGGAGGGGGCGUGACGCAGUACUAG
Messenger RNA from Cordyceps fumosorosea ARSEF 2679, 1752 nucleotides. RefSeq names its product carboxylesterase family protein. The coding region runs from base 1 to 1752 and encodes 583 amino acids. The record is from RefSeq and is a predicted model, not a curated record. The transcript has 2 exons. Lineage: Eukaryota; Fungi; Ascomycota; Sordariomycetes; Hypocreales; Cordycipitaceae.